Messenger RNA from Drosophila innubila, 2675 nucleotides. RefSeq names its product calnexin (gene Cnx99A). Gene Ontology annotation, biological process: protein folding. Lineage: Eukaryota; Metazoa; Arthropoda; Insecta; Diptera; Drosophilidae. Gene Ontology annotation, cellular component: endoplasmic reticulum; endoplasmic reticulum membrane. The transcript is spliced from 10 exons. The coding region runs from base 217 to 2040 and encodes 607 amino acids. The record is from RefSeq and is a predicted model, not a curated record. Gene Ontology annotation, molecular function: calcium ion binding.
UGUGAAUUUAGGGUUGCAGCCGAGCUAAAAGAAAAAUAAGCAAAACAGCAAAGAAGUAGGCGCAGUGAGAAUUGCCCAGCAGUACGCAGUAAUCGUUGAAAAGAUACGCAAGCAGGCACAAAGCGAAAAUCAAUCGCUGAUACAUUUAACGUUGCAAACAGCGCGACGGGCGUGAGAAGUGGUUGAAACCAAAAAAAAAAAAAAGCCACUAGCAAAAUGCAAAAAAUAUAUUGCCGGGGCCGAACGGCGUUGGCCCUACUGUUAGCCUGCUGUUUAGUGAUUGGCACAGCCGGCUCCAAUGCAGAUAUCGAUGAUUUUGACGACGGCAUCGUUGAAGAUGUGCAGGAGGUAGCUGCUGACGCAGUCUCAGAAGAGCUGGUCUACGAGAGUCCCGUCAUCGAGCCCAGAAAGUUCCAUUUUGCCGAUCAUUUCGAUGAUAUUGAGGCAUCCCGCAAGCAGUGGAUCCACUCGCAGGCCAAGAAGGACGACAUUGCCGAGGAAAUAGCUAAAUACGAUGGCAUCUGGAACUGGGAAUCGCCACAGCGCAUUGUCUCGCCCAAGGAUAAGGGCCUGGUGCUCAAAUCGAAGGCAAAGCAUGCCGCCAUCUCGGCCCGUCUCACCAAACCGUUUGAAUUCAAAGCCAACAAACCGUUGGUGGUACAAUAUGAGGUCACAAUGCAGGAGGGUCAAGAGUGCGGUGGUUCGUACAUCAAGCUAUUGUCGGCGGGCAAGGAAACCGAUGAUCUGACCACGUUCAAUGACAAGACACCGUACACCAUUAUGUUUGGGCCGGACAAGUGCGGCAACGAUGUGAAAAUGCACUUCAUAUUCCGUCAUGUAAAUCCAAUUAACGGCACCAUAACUGAAAAGCACUGUAACAAACCAAAGAAUCGCUUGGAGGAACCAUUCAAGGACAAGCUACCGCAUUUGUAUCAGCUGGUCGUCCGACCGGACAACAGCUUUGAGAUACGUCUGGACCACAAGAUCAUCAACGAGGGCUCUUUGCUGACUGACUUCAAGCCACCCGUCAAUCCACCCGCAGAGAUCGAUGAUCCUACUGAUCAGAAGCCAGCUGAGUGGGAUGAGCGCGAGAAGAUACCCGAUCCAACGUCACAAAAGCCAGAUGACUGGAAUGAUGAUGCUCUACCACAGAUACCCGAUGUGAAUGCUAUCAUGCCUGAAGGAUGGCUUGAGGAUGAGCCGGACAUGAUCUCGGAUCCCACUGCCGUGAAACCAGAAGACUGGGACACUGAAAUCGACGGCGAAUGGGAGGCUCCUCUAGUCGAUAAUCCGGCAUGUGAAAAGGCCCCUGGAUGCGGCAAAUGGAAGGCACCACACAUUCCCAACCCAGAGUACAAGGGCAAAUGGCGGGCCCCGAUGAUUGAGAAUCCCAAUUACCAGGGCAAAUGGGCACCUCGCAAGAUUGCCAAUCCCGACUUCUUUGAGGAUCUGAAACCAUUCAAAAUGACGCCAAUUAGCGCUGUUGGUCUCGAACUGUGGUCCAUGUCCAAUGAGAUACUCUUCGACAAUCUUAUCAUUACGGACGAUGUGGAUGUUGCCCGUGACUUUGCCGCCAACAGCUUUGAUAUCAAGCGCCGUUACAUUGAUCGGGAGUCGGAUUCAUUCGUGAAUAAGGUGCUUGAGCUAGCCAAGACCUAUCCCACGGCAUGGGGCCUUGGCUUGGUAGCCUUUGUUGCGUUGACUGUCGUCGGCAUCUACUGUAGAUUUGGCAAGGCUAAGACUCAGGACUCGGCAGCAUCCGCUGCCGCCGCUCAAGCCAAGAAAACAGAUGAACCACAGCCCGAUGAUGUGAAUGAGCCCAAUGGUGAGGAGGAUGAGAGCGAGGAAGAUUCAUCAGCACAGGCGGCUGGUGAAAGCUGUAAGACAGACGCCUCAAAGUCUGCUAGCCCCAAAAAGAAUAAAAAGUCUGAUUUAGAUAUUAAAGAGCAAGUUAAGCAGGAUGAGAACAGCGACGAGCCCACACAGACUGAGGAAUCCACCACGAAAUCCGCUCGCAAACGCACGGUGCGCAAGGAUUAGGAAGAAUGCAGUAAAAGCAUCUCGGAUUCAUAUUCAUACUUGAAAAUUAACCUAAUUCCAAAAUGCAAUUGAAAUCUUAUAUGAAGAACAUAGAGUGAACCAACAACACAUCAUGUUUAAUAUUCAUUAACACUCAGCUCCGGAAUCGAGAAACACCCACGAUCACAAAAGCAUGCCUCAUACCAAAACUGUUGUUGGUAGUUCCACAGUUGAUAUCACAUACAGCUGCUAAUUUAGUAUACUAGUUUAUGUGGUUUGGUUUAGUUUUCUUAUACGUACGCGUAAAUCUGUAUUAUCAUUGUAUUUCUAUUUCUGUUGUAUAAUCUGCACACACACACACGCAACCCUGGUAAUUGAUACUGUCUUAAAUCGUGUUCUAAUUUUAAUUUUGUGCUCUUCAAUUUUCAACGAAAUAUAAUAAAACUAGACAAAUGAGGGAAACAAAGAUAAUGAAACCAAUAAGCGAUACGUACUCCAUUAGAGAGAAAAGGGGAAACAUUUAGUUUAAUAUUAUGUAAUUUAAACGAAAUUUAUAAAUACGCUAGUUAUACUCAGAGUUUAAACAAUUUCCAUUUUUUCAUUUGUAACAAUGAAAGCUACAGCGUAAAUAAAACUGAAUGUCAAAACCAACUGAA